This is a messenger RNA of Cicer arietinum (chickpea), 1520 nucleotides long. Its product is annotated as casein kinase II subunit alpha-4, chloroplastic. Gene Ontology annotation, biological process: regulation of cell cycle; peptidyl-threonine phosphorylation; peptidyl-serine phosphorylation. The record is from RefSeq and is a predicted model, not a curated record. Gene Ontology annotation, cellular component: nucleus; protein kinase CK2 complex; cytosol. Gene Ontology annotation, molecular function: ATP binding; protein serine/threonine kinase activity. Lineage: Eukaryota; Viridiplantae; Streptophyta; Magnoliopsida; Fabales; Fabaceae.
UUAAACUUCUCGCGCGAUAGAUUGAUCUCUCUCUUCCGCACUCGUGAAUAUCGUUCAUUCUUUUUCUCUUAUAAUAUAUAAUAAUUAAAAAUAAUAAAUUCCCCCAAACUAUUCUUUCAUUUCCCCCUCUCUUUCUCUCCCUCCGCAACUCCUUCGUCGUCGCACCACAAUCGCCACCGUCUGCGGCUCCCUCCGCCCGACGACAUGUCACAGAAGUUCGGAAAAUCCACUCGCCGCCCCGGCGCGUCCUCCAAAGCCAGGGUUUAUACCGAUGUCAACGUCGUUCGCCCCAAGGAAUAUUGGGACUACGAAACCCUCACCGUUCAGUGGGGGGAGCAGGAUGAUUAUGAGGUAGUGAGGAAGGUGGGUAGAGGGAAAUACAGUGAGGUGUUUGAAGGUGUUCACUGUACUGAUAAUGAAAAAUGUGUCAUUAAGAUCCUCAAACCUGUGAAGAAGAAGAAGAUCAAGAGGGAAAUCAAAAUAUUACAGAAUCUUUGCGGAGGGCCCAAUAUUGUAAAGUUGCUUGACAUUGUUAGAGACCAGCAGUCAAAGACCCCAAGUCUCAUAUUUGAAUAUGUCAAUAACACUGAUUUUAAAGUACUUUAUCAUACACUGUCAGACUAUGAUAUAAGAUAUUAUAUCUAUGAACUCCUAAAGGCAUUGGAUUAUUGCCAUUCACAAGGAAUCAUGCAUCGGGAUGUAAAGCCCCAUAAUGUAAUGAUUGACCAUGAGCAGCGUAAGCUUCGCCUUAUAGACUGGGGACUUGCAGAGUUUUAUCAUCCUGGGAAAGAAUAUAAUGUUCGCGUUUCCUCGAGAUAUUUCAAAGGUCCGGAGCUUCUUGUUGAUCUUCAAGACUAUGAUUACUCUCUAGAUUUGUGGAGUCUUGGUUGUAUGUUUGCUGGGAUGAUAUUCCGGAAGGAGCCCUUCUUUUAUGGACAUGAUAACUAUGAUCAACUGGUCAAGAUAGCCAGGAUACUUGGGACAGAUGAAUUAAAUGCAUAUUUGAAUAAGUAUCGUAUUGAGUUGGACCCGCAUCUUGCAGCACUUAUUGGGAGGCAUAGCCGGAAGCCAUGGCAAAGGUUCAUCAAUAUUGAAAAUCAACACUUGGCUGUUCCUGAGGCUGUUGACUUUGUUGACAAGUUACUACGGUACGAUCACCAAGAACGGCCCACUGCAAAAGAAGCCAUGGCCCAUCCAUACUUCAAUCCAGUUCGAAGUGCAGAAAGUAGUAGAACUCGGACACAUUGAGUUGCUGAUGCUUGUUGUAAUAUGGUGCUCACCUUUGAUCAGGGGCUUUCCCUAGAUGUCUGAACUUUUAUUUUUGGUGAAACUUGCUUUUAGGAGAUUCUGCCCCUUUCUGUUGUAAAACUCAAUUUCUUUAGCUCUUGCCCGACUCACCUUUUGAUUCUGAUUUUGUUAUUUUGGUGAGAAAUUCAGCUCUCAACAAUUUCAUUUUGAUUGCGUGCUCCAAAUUUGGGAAUGGAAUCUUGAUUCAAUUUGAGUUGAAGUUUGCUUUUUUC